GUUCGGCAGUUGGUAGAUUAUUAGCGAAAAGUCUCUGAAACAGCGAACAGCUGAUACAUCAAGUUUACGAACUGUUGUUUACUCAAUAGUUUUUCAAAGCAUCAACUAUUUUAGUCAUCGGUAGGGAUUUUAUGUCGAAAUAUGGCGCUAGCCGUACCGGUAAUUCAAAACGCAAGGGCUGUGUUGGAAGGAGGCUGUUCUGUUACUCCAGAUUGUCAACUUAUUUCAUCUACGAUUCAAACGAUGGCUCCCCCAGAAAGUAAAGCAACUUUAGCUGUCCCACAAACAGAGGAAUGGCAACAGACUCGAUUUGAAAUGGAUAAAUAUCUUUGCUGUUCUCAAUCGCCAAUAAUUCCUCAACUGGCAAAUCUGAGGAAAAGAAAAUUUCGACGAGAGAGCGCCAAUGUUGUGAACGAUUUUUUUACGUUUGAUGACGACUUGGAAGAAAAGGACAAUGUUAUUUGUGACAAAGUUUUUCUGAGUUCUCUGGAGGACUCUUAUCCUGUUACAACAUCUGCUAUGAUACAGCAAACAAUUCAMCAAAAUAAUAUAUACAAUAUUUCAAACGUUUCGCGAGAGAUCAAAGUCAUUCCACCACCGAGUGACUAUACAGUGAUUUUUCCUCCAACGCCGCCAAGCUCCAAUCCAGGAUCUCCAGAGCAAGCACAAAUUAUUCUAACUCAUCCUCUUGGUCCUCCACCACCGUAUACACCACCGCAAGCACUGCUUAUGAACGGCGCAAACAACCGAAGGAAUUCGCCAGACUUACAACGAAGGCGAAUCCACCAUUGUGAUCAUCCCGGCUGCAAGAAAGUUUACACCAAGAGUUCGCAUUUGAAAGCUCAUAUGAGAACACACACAGGAGAAAAACCGUAUAAAUGCUCUUGGGAAGGAUGUGAAUGGCGUUUUGCAAGGUCUGAUGAGUUAACCAGGCAUUACAGAAAACACACUGGAGAUAAACCAUUCAAAUGUCAACACUGCGACAGAGCUUUUGCAAGAUCUGAUCAUCUAGCGUUGCAUAUGAAGAGACAUCAACCGCAACACUCUCACUAAACAAUGAACAUWGACUUAAACUAGUGGAAGAAAUCAUAGUUAAUAUUAACUAUGGAAGAAACAGUUCUGUUUAUUUCAUGUUGAUGUUGAGGAAGGACUAAAAGAACUGUUUGUGUUUGAUAAUACGAUUUAUUGCAACAGAGAACUUAUUUAUUACAUCAGAGCUGAUUUCUAGUUCGGUUCAGUGAGGAUUACAAAGAACUUUCUAUAGAUUGUAAAUAUUUUUGUAUAAAGAAGCAUUCAUCUGGGUUACAUUGAAAAAAGAUAAAAAGAAUAAGUCAAAAGAUGUAUUUUAUUCAAUAAAUACUAGAUUAUAUAUAAAAUUAUAUUUAUACGAUUUACAGUAAUAUUUUAUUUUCCAAUAUGGAUUGCAAGAAAUAAAGAUGACAAUGUUACAACUGACAAA
Molecule: messenger RNA, 1459 nt
Organism: Exaiptasia diaphana
Lineage: Eukaryota; Metazoa; Cnidaria; Anthozoa; Actiniaria; Aiptasiidae
Product: Krueppel-like factor 5
Exons: 2
Coding region: 142-1053 (303 amino acids)
Biological process (GO): regulation of transcription by RNA polymerase II
Molecular function (GO): RNA polymerase II cis-regulatory region sequence-specific DNA binding; DNA-binding transcription factor activity, RNA polymerase II-specific
Source: RefSeq, a predicted model, not a curated record